Molecule: messenger RNA, 1872 nt
Organism: Aaosphaeria arxii CBS 175.79
Lineage: Eukaryota; Fungi; Ascomycota; Dothideomycetes; Pleosporales
Exons: 2
Coding region: 1-1872 (623 amino acids)
Source: RefSeq, a predicted model, not a curated record
AUGCCGAUUCCUUCAUUAACCUCUGGAUUAAGACCACGCACGCAUUAUGGCAGGUCCAAAGAGGCGCAAUCACGCACAGGGUCAACGAAACGGGUAACUCCAGAACAACCUUCCGAAACCAAUGCCGAAUCGAUCGAUGGACCUUUGAAGGCACCGAUAACACACGCCGAGCCUAGCAAUGCGGCGAAACGGCGAAGCUUUCUUCCCCAAUUAGGGCUACAGAGGAGUCCAUCGAAACGAGUGACAGAGACAGAUAUACAAGAGGAUGGGGCAACUGAAAGGCAUAAAAUGACAACAAGAACAUCGAUUUCACACACUUCAGCAAUACCAGCUGCAGCACAAGGUUUCAUUCCCCAACUAGGGACCCAAAGAAGUCCCUCGAAACGUGCUACGGACACAGAUGUACAAGAGGAUGGGGAAGCUGAUAGGCAUAAACCCACGACAAGAACAUCGAUUUCACAGGCAUCAACAAAGCCAACAGUAUCACAAGGUGUAAGAUCAACUCGACCAAGGCCACAGUCAAUGUAUGGUGCCAAUCCUCCUCCACAGGCUGAACAACAGACGGAGACCAGGAAAACAAUUCCUACAAGAUUGUCGCGAAAUCCAGAACGUCUCAGCAAGCCACCUAUAGCGCAGUCUGGAAUUGGUCGUUCGCAGUCAUUACGAAAACCUGCCCCUCCAUCAACGACUGCAGCGGCUACAACGGCGGCUUCAAGUACCAAUGCGCGCACUCACGCGCGUACACAAUCGUCGAUUGUGCUUCCACGGUCGCGAACAGACGGAACGUCAUCGACAAGGCCUAAGUCACUAAUCAUGGAACCCAACUACCCUUCCAAGCCUAUUGUUGAUAGUACGGCGGACAGUGGAACACGUGGGGUACGAGCAUCAGCUCGAAUAGCGGCGAUCAACCGUCCUACUAGGACCCAAGUAGAACCGGAGAGCACUGCGACCUCGAAAGCGCCUUCAAGAACAGUCCAUGAUCCGCAACCCAAUGUUGGAGUAGUACCAAGAAGACGCGAGAAUGCGAAUGAGGCUCCCAAAACCAAAGCUCGCCCAGCCUUCUCGACACUUCAGCAACAUUUCACUCCGAGAAAGACUGGAAAAGCGCCCACCUCAUUUUUCUUACAUCCACAGCCAUCUGACACAAAUCCUCAACUACCGACUGAAAUGUCGACUCUUCAAGCAGAACUUCUCCAACUCCAUCUUCUGCAUGAGAGAUCGGAAGCAACCAUGAGAACUUGGGAAAUGAGCGCAAAAGGGGCCCUACAAGAGCAAUUCCUUGAGGUGGCAAGUCUUUAUCGGGUCAUGCGCGAAAGUGAGCGGCAAGAAACCGAACAAAAGAAUCUAUGGGCACUGCGGGAGUGGAACAGUGGGAAUGCAUCCCUCGGAUUAAUUGAGCAAAUGCAGAUUCUGUCAGACCCGCUCCAAGAAGUUGGUCUGCUUUUGGAGCCAGGAGGCAGGUUUGAACGUCUGGCAAGGGAAUUCGACCAGUGGAUGUCGAAUUUAGACAUUGCUUGGCUUGCCCAGGCAUGUGCAACAUCUUCUCAAGCUGUAGCAGUGAAAAAACCUGCUGGUGGCCUUCACGAUGGAUGGUCGAUGGAGCACGAUGCUUUGACUCGAAAACUCACCCACUAUGUCAGGGAUCUUGACAAAUUGACCCAGCCAGACGCCGAUUCGAGCAUCGCAGGCAUUGUCACAACUUGCAGGACGUUGCUAGGUGGGAUCCUUGAGGAGUUGCACUUGAUGAAAGCCAUUGAAGCAAGGAUGGACAGGCUGGAGAAGGACUGGGUAGAGCAACAAGUGGAGGCCAUUGCUCGACAUGGACAAGUAGAACCAUAUCAGGACUAUCCAUCAGAAGUCUGGCGCACAUGA